This is a messenger RNA of Saccoglossus kowalevskii, 411 nucleotides long. RefSeq lists its product as uncharacterized. NCBI's taxonomy places the organism in Eukaryota, Metazoa, Hemichordata, Enteropneusta, Harrimaniidae. Gene Ontology annotation, biological process: signal transduction. The record is from RefSeq and is a predicted model, not a curated record.
AUGAACAAUCCACGAGUUAUGUUCGAUUCGCAAGAGCCGAUUGAAAGAAGUGACGACAGCGGGGCCGCUUUGCCCUCAACAACGUGCACAUUCCCCGCGACUGAAAAAACAAAAGAAAAGAGGUGUUUCAUUUCUCACAGCAGCGAAGACGCGGAGUGGAUUAAGGAAAUGAUAACAAAGCUGGAGAAGGAAAAUGAUAUUAGGUGCAUCUAUGCAGAGAGGGACUUUUACCCCGGCAAACCAAUAUUAGACAACAUUGUAACCAGCAUUAGAAAUUCUACUAUAAUCAUCGUAGCGUUGUCGCCAGCCUUUCUGGAUAGUCGGUUCUGUGAGUAUGAAACCCAAAUGGCCCUUAUGGAACAUCUGACAACAGCUCCGAAGCAGAUUGUUAGUAUUCGAUUGAAGGAGUGA